Molecule: messenger RNA, 960 nt
Organism: Trichoderma atroviride IMI 206040
Lineage: Eukaryota; Fungi; Ascomycota; Sordariomycetes; Hypocreales; Hypocreaceae
Biological process (GO): S-adenosylmethionine biosynthetic process
Cellular component (GO): methionine adenosyltransferase complex
Molecular function (GO): methionine adenosyltransferase regulator activity
Source: RefSeq, a predicted model, not a curated record
AUGGCGGAGCGAACAGUCCUCGUCACCGGUGCCACCGGAUUGUUGGGAAGAGAAGUGGUCUCUGCCUUCAAACUCCUACAUAGCGGAUGGGCAGUCAAGGGAACGGGCCACUCACGAGCAGACGGCGUUGACAUCCUCAAAGUCGACUUGGAGAGCGCAGAGGAUGUCGCCAAAACGCUGGACGAGACACGACCCCAAGUGGUGGUCCACUGUGCGGCUCAGCGGUUCCCAGACAAGGUGGAUAAAGAUCCAGAGGGGGCCAGGGCUCUCAACAUCGCGGCUAGCAAGCUCCUCGCUAGUGUCACUGCUGCUCGGGAUAUUUUGAUGAUUUACAUCUCCACUGAUUAUGUCUUUCCUGGGCGGCCAGGUGAUGCCCCUUAUGAGGCUGAUGCUACCCCAGGUCCUACCAAUCUCUAUGGCCAGACCAAACUCGAUGGCGAGAAUGCUGUGUUGGAAGAAUACGCCAAGGCCGGAAAAGAGGGCCUUGGAAUUGUGCUUCGAGUCCCAGUGCUCUACGGCCACGCGGAAACACCAUCGGAAAGCGCCGUCAACGUGCUUAUGGAUAGCGUAUGGAAGGCCCAGACAGAGGGGACAAAGAUUAAGAUGGACCACUGGGCCUUACGUUACCCGACUAACACAGAAGACAUUGGAAGAAUCUGUCAUGACGUGGCGGUCAAAUAUCUUGAGUCUGGAGAUCGUAAAAACCUGCCCCGGAUACUCCAGUUCUCGAGCGAAGACAAAAUGACAAAGUAUGAGAUCUGUCAAACAUUUGGUGACAUCAUGGGCUUGUCUAUCGCCAAUAUCGAGCCCAACACAGAGGGAAACGAUCCCAACGCCAGCGUGCAGCGACCAUAUGACUGCCACCUAAGCACCAGAGAAUUGAAGAACCUCGGUAUCGAUGUUUCAACAUGCGACUUCGUCAGCUGGUGGCGUCGCGAGGUUCGGGCGUUCCGCAAGUAG